AUGUCCGAGGGUUCAUCGUCAAACUCGACGGCUCAAUAUCCCGCCAAAGGGCCUUACUCGACUCAAGCUGUCCAAGAAUCAAUCCAAAGGGAACAAAUUGGAUUAGGACCAUAUGCCUCUAGACCUGAUGGUCAAGCUCAGGUAGUCGGUGACAUCGUCGCUCCUCCCAAGCACUUUAGGCUCUUGAGUUUGGUCGGUUUGGCAUAUGCUAUUCUCAACUCAUGGACUGCCAUGGCAGCUUCCCUUUCGAUCGCUCUACCUUCGGGAGGACCAACGGCAGUCAUCUGGGGUAUCGUUCCCUCGUUUAUUGGUAACUUGGCUAUGGCAGCUAGUAUGGCGGAAAUCUGUCAUGUUUAUCCUACUUCCGGUGGACAGUACCAUUGGGCUGCUAUAUUAUCUCCUGCUCAUAUGGCUCCUGCAAUCUCAUGGAUAUGCGGUUGGUUCGCCGUAGCAGGCUGGUGGGCUCUCACAGCCACGGCAGGAUCUCUCGCCGGAUCACUGAUCACUGGAGUUAUCGCUCUGCUACAUCCAAAUUACGAAGUGGAAAGAUGGCACAUCUUCUUAAUCUACAUUGCCUACUCUCUCGGUGCAUGUGCAUUGAACAUCUUCGGAUUGAGAUUAUUACCCAAGAUCAAUCAAACGGCUAUCUUCUGGUCUUUAACGGGAGCCGUGAUUAUCAUCAUUGUUUGUCUAUCUACCGCUUCGCCAGAUUUCCAAUCGGGAGAUUUCGUGUUCAAAACUUAUAUCAAUGAGACGGGCUGGAAUGAUGGUGUAGCAUGGAUUCUUGGGUUACUACAAAGUUCAUUCGGUCUGACAGGGUAUGAUGCCGUGUCACACAUGGUAGAAGAAAUGCCCAACCCUCAUCUCAACGCACCCAAAACGAUGAUUCUCGCAGUCUGUAUCGGUGCAUCGUCAUCGUUUAUCUUCUUGAUCUGUUUAUUGUUCGGUAUCAAGGAUGUCAGCGUGGUGAACGAAUCUGCUGCUGGAGCGUUGUUGGAGAGUAUGUAUCAAGCGACUCAAUCUAAAGCUGGAGCCGUUUGUCUUCAGAUAUUCCCGAUCAUCGCUAUGGCGUUCACAGCCCAAGGACUCUUAACAGCUUCUUCCAGAAUGUCAUAUGCUUUUGCUCGUGACCGAGGAUUACCUUUCUCUAGAGUAUUCGCCAUAAUGAACAGGAACGGUGUACCCAUCCCGUCGGUCAUUCUUACUACGUCUUUGGUCGUCAUUUUCGGAUGUAUCUACCUGGGUUCAUCGGCAGCUCUGAACGCUAUCUUGUCUAGCUCGGUUGUAUUCUUGAAUAUCUCCUAUUCCAUUCCAAUUCUGCUGGUCGUCAUAAGAGGAAGACACAUCUUACGACCUCCCUCACUUCCUGCUCCUACAUGGACUCUGGGUCCUGUUCUCGGACCAAUCUGUAAUUUCGUUGGUCUUGCAUUCACCUUACUCACUACGGUGUUCUUCCUCUUCCCACCUGAUUUACCAGUAACAGGUGAAAACAUGAACUACGCAGUGGCAGUACUAGCUUUAGUCUUCAUAAUUUCCGUUAUAACGUGGAUUGUCGAUGGUCGAAACAACUUUAUCGGUCCCAGAGACUUAGGUGCUCUACUCGAAUUGGCAAGGAGUGAAGUUGAUAGGGAUGCUAUCAAUCUACAUUCUCACCAUGCUCAUACCACGAAUGUCGAAAAAGGCCACGGGGAGGUACCUGCGGCUCGCAUAGAUUAG
Molecule: messenger RNA, 1716 nt
Organism: Kwoniella mangroviensis CBS 8507
Lineage: Eukaryota; Fungi; Basidiomycota; Tremellomycetes; Tremellales; Cryptococcaceae
Exons: 9
Coding region: 1-1716 (571 amino acids)
Biological process (GO): transmembrane transport
Cellular component (GO): membrane
Molecular function (GO): transmembrane transporter activity
Source: RefSeq, a predicted model, not a curated record